GACAACCCAUCUCGAAUCGGGUUAUUAAUAUUGGUGCUUUCACUGCUUUUCCAUGCCUCCCAAACGCGAUCCAUCAUCUUUGGAGGAGUCUAUGGCCGCCAUAGUCGAUAGCCUUGCCAAGAUCCUUGCUGCCUCCACCUCAAACUCUACCCAAAUUGAAAAUUUGGCAAAGCAAAUCACCAUCAACACCGCCACCACUACCAACCUCGUCACUGCCUUUGCCAAGCUCGAACUUGAUCCAAACCAUGGUUCCCUUCCUCGAAGAAUCACACAAAUCGGGUUAUGGGGAUCGAGUACAGGUGGAUCUCCAUGGUCGUUGCAACUUGAAAGCAAUAAAAAACUUAAGAAGAUAACGAUAGACCAUGAGGAUUGGAUUUAUUCGAUCGGUUUUACAAUCGAAGUUUUUAGUGGUUCGUCGAGUUAUUCUCUACGCCAUGGUGGUAGUGGCGGCUGGAGCGGUGGCACAAUUUCCGAGAUUUGUUUGGAUGUCGAUGAAGAAAUAACUGAAAUACGUGGAACAGUUGGAAUAACUACCGGAUGUUAUGCAAAUUAUAUGGUAAUCUCAUCGUUGUGUUUUGUGACAAACAAAAAGAGGAAUUUUGGGCCUUUUGGUAAGGAAACAGAGACCCCUUUUUCCGUAUCUUGGGAUGCAGGUUCAUUUGCAGGGUUCUAUGGCCGUGCAGGCUUCUAUUUGGAUGGUUUUGGUUGCUAUUUAAAGGCUACUGUAUGAUCACUUCUACUUAAGUCCAAAAUAUGUUUACCUAUUCAAAUCAACAAAUUAAUUAUUUGCAUGGAAAUAUCUUGUGUCAAACCAUAUUUUCU
This is a messenger RNA of Cynara cardunculus var. scolymus (artichoke), 822 nucleotides long. RefSeq names its product agglutinin-like. The record is from RefSeq and is a predicted model, not a curated record. Lineage: Eukaryota; Viridiplantae; Streptophyta; Magnoliopsida; Asterales; Asteraceae. The coding region runs from base 53 to 730 and encodes 225 amino acids. The transcript is spliced from 2 exons.